CGCCCACUUGUUGGCGUACACUAAUAGCUUGGGCUCGAUUAGAGUUUAACAAACAGAACGAGUAAAAGCGCGUUAAUGCCGUUUGGCCGCUGAUGAGAUGAGCAGGUUACAGUGUGUCGGGACGUCCUCAAUAGUACCAUCGAAGGAUGCAGAAGCUUUAAAACCAGGAAUCCCAACCUCUAGAGUUGCACCGGUGAAUAGGUUGCUCCAGUCAAAGAGACAGCCUCAGAAACCAAAACUGAGUAGACAGUUAGAGGGACAGCAGCCGUCUGUGUCAGUCAGCACAGACAGAAGACAUGACAAAGGAAAUGUAGACAGAAGCACUGUGAAUCCAAAGCCAGUCUCAGGAACACAGCAAGCACAGCUGGAGAACAACUGUACAAAACCAAAAGUCAUGCACAGACCAUCACGGAGCGAGACGCACACUGGUUUACAGGCUCUGUCGCCAGCAGACACAUCCAAGCACAGACUAGAAAAAUCACCUAGACACUCCGCUGCUGGUGGUGCAGGUAUUUCAGAAGAAAAGACUGUAAGUGCAGACAGUGUGCAGAAGUUGCAUGAAGAUGUAGUUCAGGUGCCUCAGUACCUUGGAGUGCCAGAGAGUAGAACUGGCCUGAGCACAAGUAAGGCAGAGAGUGGAGAUGAGGAAGAGUGUGAAGAAGAGGAUGAGGACAGGGAUGAAUUUCAUGCUCCCAUUGAGCUGCUUGCAGAGUUUCUAAAGGCUGUGAUGGAAAGGGAGUACACACUUGCCAAGAAACUCUGCCAAAUGAUUCUUGUUUAUGAACCCGAGAACCCUGAGGCCAAACACUUCCUUCCUCUGAUUGAAGAAAGACUGCUGACAGAUGAAGCACAGGAAAACUCCAGCAGUGAUGACACAUCUAAUUAUGAUGAAGAUGACGAAGAUGAUGAUGAUGAAGAGGGUGAUGAUGAAGAAGAUGAUGAUGAUGAAGAAGAUGAUGAUGAUGAUGAUGAUGAUGAUGACGAUGAUGAUGAUGAUGAUGAUGAAACCAGCAGCAGUAAUAAUGAUGAUGAUACAGGUACUGAUUCCGAUGGAGGGCACAGCUGCUCAUCAUCAUCUGACAGAGACAAGGAAGACAUUAGCCAGAGCUGAUCUCUGCCUCCUCAAACAGCUGUUCAAACCUCUUGCAGCUUUAUUGUUUUAUCCAGAUUUUUUUUGCACUUGUGGGACUACUGUAUGUUCCCCUUUUUUUCUCUUAUUUUUUUCAUCACAUUAUUUCGUUUCUAUUUUCUAAUUUUAUCUUAGACUUUUUUGAUUGAUUUAAAAUAAAUAAUUUAAUAUAAUAGGCCUCCAAUGCAUUUAGGAUGAAACAGCAAUCAAAGAA
Clarias gariepinus (North African catfish) is the source of this 1343-nucleotide messenger RNA. It is a transcript of the gene erich2, whose product is annotated as glutamate-rich 2. The transcript has 11 exons. The record is from RefSeq and is a predicted model, not a curated record. NCBI's taxonomy places the organism in Eukaryota, Metazoa, Chordata, Actinopteri, Siluriformes, Clariidae. The coding region runs from base 98 to 1111 and encodes 337 amino acids.